Molecule: messenger RNA, 366 nt
Organism: Gongylonema pulchrum
Lineage: Eukaryota; Metazoa; Nematoda; Chromadorea; Rhabditida; Gongylonematidae
Source: the annotation of a GenBank genome assembly
AUGUUUAGAAUAUCUUCUCAUACUCCACAAUUAUUGAAGACAGCAACAGUUCAGCAUUUGGAUAAGUUUGCGGCGGAUGGUUUACGAACGCUCUGUUUGGCUUAUAAGAAAAUCGACAUCGAUGUUUUCGAGAAAUGGCAUGAACGGCAAAAAGAAGCAGCUGUGUCCCUGACAAAUCGUCAAGAGCGACUGGACCGGGUGUACGAUGAACUUGAGCAGGAUAUGAUACUGCUUGGUGCAACGGCGAUUGAAGAUCGGCUGCAGGACGGUGUUCCUGACACAAUUGCAGAGCUCGCUCGUGCUAAUAUCAAGAUAUGGGUUCUUACCGGUGAUAAGCAGGUGCUACUCGCUGAGCAUAUCAAAUAA